Messenger RNA from Gilbertella persicaria, 1305 nucleotides. Its product is annotated as 3-isopropylmalate dehydrogenase. Lineage: Eukaryota; Fungi; Mucoromycota; Mucoromycetes; Mucorales; Choanephoraceae. The coding region runs from base 38 to 1162 and encodes 374 amino acids. Gene Ontology annotation, molecular function: 3-isopropylmalate dehydrogenase activity; NAD binding; magnesium ion binding. The record is from RefSeq and is a predicted model, not a curated record. The transcript has 2 exons. Gene Ontology annotation, biological process: L-leucine biosynthetic process. Gene Ontology annotation, cellular component: cytosol.
UUUUCUUUUCUUCUUUCUUUCGUAUAUACAUAAAAAUAUGUCUGCUCAAAAGAUUUCCAUUGUUUGUCUCCCUGGUGAUGGUGUUGGACCUGAAAUUGUCGCAGAAGCUGUCAAGACGCUUCAAAUUAUCGCUAAACAUCGUUCUCAAGCUCUCGGUGUCGAAUUUGACUUUAAAUACGAAUUGAUUGGUUUAGAUGCUAUUGAAAAGACAGGUGAACCUCUUCCUGAUAAAGCCCUUCAAGCCUGUAAAGAAGCCGAUGCUAUUCUUUUGGGUGCCGUCGGUGGCCUUCCUGGUGCUCAAAUCGGUAAUGGUCCUCGUCCCGAACAAGGUCUUUUGAAGCUUAGAAAAGAACUUGAUUUGUAUGCUAAUUUGCGUCCUGUUUCAUUUGCUUCUGAAUCAUUGACAAGUCUUUCUCCCUUGAAGGAUCACGUUGUUCAAGGUACUGAUUUUGUGUUUGUACGUGAGUUGGUAGGUGGUAUUUAUUUUGGUGAACGUAAAGAAGCUGGUGAAGAUGGUCAAGCUUAUGAUACCAUGCCUUAUUCAAAGCCAGAAGUGGAGCGUAUCACUCGCUUAGCUGCUCUCUUGGCCAAGAAACAAUCCCCACCUGGUAAGAUUCACUCUGUUGAUAAAGCCAAUGUUUUGGCCACAUCUCGUCUUUGGCGUAAGACAGUGACUGAAACCAUGGAUAAGGAAUUCCCUGAACUUCAAUAUGAUCAUCAAUUGGUCGAUUCUUGUGCCAUGGCUAUGGUCCAACGUCCUACUAGUCUUAAUGGUGUUGUCUUGACAGAAAACAUGUUUGGUGAUAUUUUGUCCGAUGAAGCCUCUGUGAUUGUAGGCUCUCUUGGUUUGUUACCUUCUGCCUCUCUCAGUGGUUUGCCUGAUGGUAAGGGCAAAUGUCUUGGCGUGUAUGAACCUAUUCAUGGUUCUGCUCCUGAUAUUGCCGGUCAAGGCAUUGCCAACCCUAUUGCUACUAUUCUUAGUGCUGCCAUGUUACUUAGAUACUCUCUUGGAUUUGAGGCUGAAGCUCGUGCUGUUGAAGAAGCUGUUCGUAAAGUCUUGGAUUCAGGUUUCCAUACCCGUGAUCUUCAUGGUGACAAGAACACUGUUGAAGUUGGUGACAAGGUUGCUGAAGAAUUAGCUACUUUGUUAAAGCAACUUUAAAUCCCCCCUUUUUUUUUUUUUUUUACUUUUUCUAGAAUUUGAAUGUAUUAUUCACUUGUAUAUUUGUUUUAUAAUAAUAAUAAAAAACCUUCAACGUAAUGCCACUAUAGAAAUUAAGAAAGUGCUGUUUGUUUUCUGCAAAU